AUGUCUUGUCCCCAUUGCGGGCUAGCGUAUCCCAACCCCGAAAUCGACGCUUACACCCCCGACGAGCUCGAGCAACUCGACUUUCUACAUGCACUAGGCAAUUGGGCGUGGGAGGCCAAAUGCGCCAAGCGGCUCGCCAGACUACGCGCCCCUUUUGAACGCCUGCAUCGUCAACGCCCAACCUUUGCUGAGGCGUUGGGGGCGGCGGCGCGGAAUGGGAUGAACGCGUUCGCGAGUCAACUCGUCGCUCACAUGGACGCCCAACAGUGUCGCAUCAAUGAAAACCUGAACAGUCUCAAGCUGCACAUCAUCUGCAAUCUGCACGGGCACAAUGGCCCCCGCGCGUCCGAGGCCUGGGAACGCUGGCUGCGCAACCGCACACCAUGGGCAAACGACACGUUGACUGCCAUGACAGCAAGCGCUCUUGGCGACCCCGCCGUCAUGGCACUCGAACUGUUCCGGGACGUGCUGCGCGAUCUCGGCGAGGACGAGGUUGGACCAUUACCACCUUCGCCUCCGCCGAGUGGAUGA
Cutaneotrichosporon cavernicola is the source of this 531-nucleotide messenger RNA. RefSeq lists its product as uncharacterized. Lineage: Eukaryota; Fungi; Basidiomycota; Tremellomycetes; Trichosporonales; Trichosporonaceae. The record is from RefSeq and is a predicted model, not a curated record. The transcript is spliced from 4 exons. The coding region runs from base 1 to 531 and encodes 176 amino acids.